UGGGAUACGGUUCGCACCUAGGAUAUACGAUUACGUCUAGUAAAUGUCAAGACCGACGAGGGUUUAUUUAAUUUGUGAAAAUGGCAGCUGAGGACAUUGUUUACAAAACGAGUAACAAGAUAUGUCGGUUGUGCUUGAAAAGCUGUGAGAAUAGCAUAUCUAUUUUCGACGAGAACAACGUGAUUUUGGAGAGAGCACUGAAAGAUUGUAUCGAGGAUCUGGGCAGGGUUGCGCUCUCCCCGUUGGAUAACUUACCAGAAACCUGCUGCCAACACUGUCACAAACUUUUCUCCGAUGCGUAUUCAUUCAUCUUAAGGAUCCGAAAAAACGACGAAUUCCUACACAACAUUCUACAGUGCGACUAUAUCGAAGAGGAAUACACUGAAAUUAGUUCAAACGAAAAGGAAUUAAGUAAAGAUGACACAACUUGCAACGACACGACAGAACAGGACAUUCCGCAACAAUUUAACACAUAUCAGGAGUAUAAGAUUGAAUCAAAUACACCCAAGGAGUGCGAAACAGAAGAGGGUGAACUUCCGCAUUACAUCGAAAUAGCAUAUGUCCAACCGGCUGACGAUUUAAUCAGCAAUCGAUCCGAAAGUCGACCUCCGAAUAUCAUACAAUGCUCGUAUUGCCCGAAAACAUUCGCCAGCGCCCGCUACAAACGUGAUCAUGAGCGUUGUCACUUUGAAGAAGGACGCAAAUGUCCUCAUUGUGAGAAGAGGUUCCUAAAAAAAUGUGACUGGACACGUCAUGUAAAUUCACAUACGCUUGAAAGGACAUUUGUAUGUUCAACAUGCGCAAAGAUAUUCAUUACCCAGGCCGAACUAAAUCGUCAUAUGAAAGUCCAUAGUUUGGUUCGUGAACAUAAAUGCACUCAUUGCGAGAAUGAGUUUAAGGAUAUCGGGGCCUUGAAGUUUCAUAUUCGUACCGUACAUUUUAAGGAGCGACCGUUUUAUUGUCCCAACUGCGGCAAAACUUUCUCAACAGCAUCUAAAGUUCGCAGACAUCAAAGAUCGAAAAUUUGCGCGGAAACUAAGUCCGUCACGACCAUACACGAUGGAAAUAAAGAACAGUUCAUCAUUUUCGAGAAUAGCUUCGAAACGCAUUUAAUAUGAUAGUGUGAAAUAAACCGGGGUCGGACGCGCAGAAAACCCUUACUGGGUUCAUGAUCGAUAAUACCUUUAGAAUCGCCGCCGAUCCGGUCAACGACUCGUACAAAUAAAAGUAUAAAAUCAAGAACUGCACUUUUAGUUUUAUCAUUUAUUGGUCUUUAACAUAUUUUAGUUUCCUAGUAUUCCUUUUGAAUAAAAUUGAAGUACAUCUUA
Molecule: messenger RNA, 1328 nt
Organism: Hermetia illucens (black soldier fly)
Lineage: Eukaryota; Metazoa; Arthropoda; Insecta; Diptera; Stratiomyidae
Product: zinc finger and BTB domain-containing protein 17-like
Exons: 2
Coding region: 81-1118 (345 amino acids)
Biological process (GO): regulation of transcription by RNA polymerase II
Cellular component (GO): nucleus
Molecular function (GO): DNA-binding transcription factor activity, RNA polymerase II-specific; zinc ion binding; RNA polymerase II transcription regulatory region sequence-specific DNA binding
Source: RefSeq, a predicted model, not a curated record